AUGUCGUGGAGAGCAUCCUCUCUGGUGAAGAAUAUAGAAGCUUCUUUGGUAGCGGUGUUAACCGGAGGGCCUCGAAAUCUCUACGGAAAGGAUACAAGGCCCAAAGAGAACGGUGUUCACAUGGUCGUCCGAACAGGGCGCUUAUUCACUGAUAUGGAACUCUGUGCGAAUAUUCGCUGGUUCUCAUUAUGGUGCUGGACAAGAGCGCUGGAAAUGAAUGCAUUAAUCACUCUGGGCAGCACAGAACUGGACGAGUUGUCGUUUGCUGGUUCAAUAACCCGAGUUCAUGUAUGGAGUCGUGUGCUAGACUUUGAUAGCGAAAUACCUAUGAUGGUGGUCAGCUGUCAUGGUAGCGAGAAAUGUCCUUCCGAUCAGUUCGUAUUGUCAUCACAGCGAGAAAUAAAUGUCACAUGGCCUGAGCCCGAGUUCCAAACGGGAAAUGAAAUGAAGAAAAUCCAGAUGAAUUUCAAACAAGGACAGGUGUUCACAUGGGGUGAGUAUGACGUGCUCUAUGUUGCUCAGGACAACGCUUCCAAUACGGCUGAGUGUAACUUCAAAAUUCACAUCUCACGGGAACAGUGUCCACAGCUGGAAGAACCUGUGAAUGGCGUUCAAGCAUGUGAAUCGUGGGGACCACAGUUGCGAUAUAAGGCUUGUUCAAUCGAAUGCCGCGAAGGCUAUGAGUUUUCGCGACCACCAGCAGUGUUCUAUACAUGUGCUGCAGAUGGACUGUGGAGACCUCGUCUUCGUAAUCAGCUGAUAUUCCGCUAUCCACAAUGCACAAAAGACCCAAUACAAAAUUCAGUGAGCGGGCAAAAGUCGAAAGUGGUGGAUGUGCUCGAAAAUGAAAUCAUCAACCAAGGCGCAUUCAAUCUAGAAAAGGUGCUUCCGAACGGUCGUCCCGAUUUGACAUCGUUCCAGCUUCUAGAUGAGUUCCAUUGCCAGUCCGGACAAGUCACUGUCGAUGACGUGUGUGUGCCAUGUGCUCCUGGGUCGUUCCAUUCCAUACUGACCUCGCAAUGCGAGUUGUGUCCCGAAGGAGAAUACCAACCUCUUGCUGGUCGAACCGAUUGCUUCAAAUGUCCAGCUGAUCAUAUCACUGCUGGUCAAGGAGCUGUCAGUGAGAACGAGUGCAAAG
This is a messenger RNA of Cooperia oncophora, 1138 nucleotides long. The record is from the annotation of a GenBank genome assembly. NCBI's taxonomy places the organism in Eukaryota, Metazoa, Nematoda, Chromadorea, Rhabditida, Trichostrongylidae.